AUGGCUAUGAAGGUGAGAAAAGCCAGGCCAACUCCAAAAUGGAAUCCUCGACCUGGGGAUAUUCAAGCUGGUGACCCUGUUCCUAUACGACAAAAAAGACGAUAUCGCCCAGGUACAACAGCUCUACGUGAGAUCAGGCAAUACCAGGGUACCACAAAGCUUCUGCUCUUAAAGCUGCCAUUUAUGCGCUUGGUACAGGAAAUCGGCAUGAACUGUCGACCAAGAGGCAGAGAAUUCCGUUGGCAGAGUCAGGCUAUUCAAGCGCUACAAGAAGCUGCUGAAGCCUUCAUGGUUCACUUAUUCGAAGACGCCCAGCUAUGUGCCAUUCAUGCGAAAAGGGUAACGAUUAUGCAAAAGGACAUUCAACUUGCUAGACGAAUUCGUGGUAUAUGGGCAGGUUUGGGCUAG
Molecule: messenger RNA, 408 nt
Organism: Metarhizium robertsii ARSEF 23
Lineage: Eukaryota; Fungi; Ascomycota; Sordariomycetes; Hypocreales; Clavicipitaceae
Product: RNAse P Rpr2/Rpp21/SNM1 subunit domain-containing protein
Exons: 3
Coding region: 1-408 (135 amino acids)
Cellular component (GO): nucleosome
Molecular function (GO): structural constituent of chromatin; DNA binding; protein heterodimerization activity
Source: RefSeq, a predicted model, not a curated record